Messenger RNA from Ostrea edulis (European flat oyster), 2488 nucleotides. Its product is annotated as serine/threonine-protein phosphatase 6 catalytic subunit. NCBI's taxonomy places the organism in Eukaryota, Metazoa, Mollusca, Bivalvia, Ostreida, Ostreidae. Gene Ontology annotation, molecular function: protein serine/threonine phosphatase activity. The transcript is spliced from 10 exons. The record is from RefSeq and is a predicted model, not a curated record. Gene Ontology annotation, biological process: peptidyl-serine dephosphorylation; G1/S transition of mitotic cell cycle. Gene Ontology annotation, cellular component: cytoplasm. The coding region runs from base 60 to 971 and encodes 303 amino acids.
AAAGUGCGCAAGCGCACUUACGGAAAUAGUCGAGCAGUUACGAUUGAUAAAAAACAAACAUGGCUGAAAUCGAAAAGUGGAUCGAAAUAGCAAAAGAAUGUAAAUACUUGCCUGAAAAUGAUCUUAAGAAACUUUGUGACAUGGUCUGCGAACUUCUCCUUGAGGAAUCCAAUGUCCAGCCCGUGUCUUCACCGGUAACAGUAUGUGGAGAUAUACAUGGACAGUUCUAUGACCUUAUGGAAUUAUUUAGAACAGGGGGACAGUGCCCAGAUACAAACUACAUAUUUAUGGGUGACUUUGUUGACCGUGGGUAUUACAGUCUAGAAACCUUCACCCUGCUACUGACAUUAAAAGCCAGAUGGCCUGACAAAAUUAUUUUGUUACGAGGAAAUCAUGAAAGCAGACAAAUAACACAGAUAUAUGGAUUUUAUGAUGAGUGUCAGUCCAAGUAUGGUAAUGCUAAUGCAUGGAGGUAUUGCUGCAAAGUGUUUGACCUUCUCACCGUGGCCGCAAUAAUAGAUGAGUGUGUUUUGUGUGUACAUGGGGGCUUGUCCCCUGACAUCAAGACUAUAGACCAGAUCCGGACCAUAGAGAGGAACCAGGAGAUCCCACACAAAGGGGCAUUUUGUGAUUUGGUAUGGUCUGAUCCGGAGGAUGUUGACACAUGGGCUAUCAGUCCAAGAGGUGCGGGGUGGCUCUUCGGAGCAAAGGUCACAAAUGAGUUUAUGCACAUCAACAACCUGAAACUUGUCUGCAGAGCUCAUCAGCUAGUGCAUGAAGGUUACAAGUACAUGUUUGAUGAAAAACUGGUGACUGUCUGGUCCGCUCCAAAUUACUGUUACCGAUGUGGCAACAUAGCAGCUGUGUUAUCAUUCAAAGAUCCAGACACCAGGGAAGCCAAAUUAUUCCGUGCUGUUCCAGAGCACGAGAGGGUAAUUCCAGCACGCACAACUACGCCAUAUUUCCUAUAGAACACUUACAUAGAUUUUAUUACCAGCAAGGGAUUCCAUUCUUAAAACAUCAAUGAAAUGAUGAGUGAAAAAUAGAUUUCUUCCAUGUGACCUAACACCAUUGGAUUUGAACAUUAUUUUGGUGAUGAUAUAAUCUCUGAAGAAAAUUAAUUUUUGUGUUUCAUUUUUAUGUGUAUUUAUUACUUUUUCCAUGCUCUUGAGAUACUUACAAUUGAUAUUUCAUUCCAACGAAAUUGCAGACAGUGACUUGUACAGCUGAAUGUUGGCACUUUGGCAGACGUACUGUAGUAUAUAGUAAACUCUGUAAGAAUUGGCUGUGUUUUCUGUGCGUGUAUGAAUUGGUGGCAAAGCAUGGGAGGAGGAUCCAUGAUUUUCAUGGAGGGGUCCAGCAGAGUCUGUAAGACAAGGUUAAAUGGAAAAUUUAUUUCUCAACCGGGUCUCAAUUUUCCAAGUUUUAUGUACAUGCACAUGUUUUUUACAAUAAUUGAUGUAUUCAUCUGUUGUUUUAAAAAUUAUCCAAGUUUUGGAUUAUGCUGGCUUGCAUCGUAUUCAGGAAAAUUGCCAUCUUCAAUUGCUUUUGCCCACAAGCAUUGAAGUUUUAUGUCAUACCACCUUUAUUCAACCAGAUGCAUUAAAAAACGAGGUCUUGCUCAGAGGCAUAGAUAACAAUAUCAUGUGUACAUGCCCUCAAGACCCAAGUACAUGUAAACUAUGUCUUAUCUUGUUAAAUUCAGAAAGACACAUUGAAAAAUGAUAUACAUAUACCAUGUUAAAUUCAUCAUGUUUUCUACCUUUGAUAGAGUGAUAUACAUAUAAUACAGAUUUGAUCAGCUUUGAAUUCGAUUCUUCCAGUUUUGAAUUGGCCCAUUAGAUUCCCAGUUUAAGGAGGUACUCUACGUCUUCAUAAUGGCUGACUUCCAUUAAAAACAUGGGGGGGGGGGGGAAUCAAUAUCAGCAAUAUUUGACUUUUUCUUUUCAAUUUAAAUACCUAGCCGAGUAGCUCAGUAAGUUAGCAUACCAAUGGCUGAACUUUAGGUCGCAGGUUGAACUCCAGCAGGGGUUUUAAAUUUUUUUCAGAUUAUCUUCUACUAAAACUGUAUUUUUUGACAAAAUAAAGUAAAUUUGAAAAUUUUCAACUUCAAAAUGUUGUUGUACAUAUCCUCCACUUUUCAUCUACAUCAAAUUUCUCUGGUGUAGCAUACCUCCUUAAACAGGAACAACAAUUCCUUGGCAAGACUGCAAUGGACAAGUGAAUACUAUUCAACAUUCUUCAUAUAUUAUUUUCAAGUGUUAGAUUCAUUGUUUUAAUUUCAGUGUUGGAUAGGCAGAACAGUGUAUUUAAUGCAGUUAUUGAUAUGUAAUUUGGUGAGAUGUGUCAACACUUUUUCUGUAAUGCAGGUCUACUUUAACAAUUCUCGCUGUCAUAUGAUCAAAAGUUAAAAGAUUUACUUCAUCGGUGAAACAUGAAUAUUUUUAUGUCAUUUUGUAGACAAGUAAAUAAAUGUAUUUUGAAAGAG